This is a messenger RNA of Rhagoletis pomonella (apple maggot), 1431 nucleotides long. RefSeq names its product sodium-independent sulfate anion transporter-like. Gene Ontology annotation, cellular component: membrane. The record is from RefSeq and is a predicted model, not a curated record. Gene Ontology annotation, biological process: transmembrane transport. Lineage: Eukaryota; Metazoa; Arthropoda; Insecta; Diptera; Tephritidae. Gene Ontology annotation, molecular function: sulfate transmembrane transporter activity.
AAACUAAAAGAUGUUAAAAUCCCCGGCCGUCGCAUACUAAGCGGCACAAUGUGGGUAAUUGCGACUGGACGAAAUGCGCUGAUUGUGCUCAUAGCCAGCGUUUUAGCAUAUAAUACAUGUGAAACACGCGAGUCUUGUGUCUUCGUAUUGACAGGCAAAGUGAAGAGUGGUUUUCCAGAUGUCGGGCUGCCCAAAUUCCACACAACAAUAGAGGCAGCAAAUGGUACUGCAAUCGAACAGGACUAUGUGGAUAUGUUCAAAGAACUUGGUCCCUCGAUGAUUAUAUUGCCCAUAAUCGCCGUGCUGGGUAAUGUUGCCAUAUCGAAAGCUUUCAGCAGCGCUGGCAUAAGUCCUACUCGCGAAUUGAUUGCGCUUUCGCUCUCCAAUGUGAUUGGUUCGUUCUUCUCUUCAAUGCCGGUGACGGGUUCUUUUUCACGCAGCGCUGUAAAUCAUGCGAGUGGCGUGCGUACACCCAUUGGUGGUUUCUAUACUAGUGCGUUGGUGCUAUUGGCGCUUGGUUUGCUGGCGCCUUACUUCCAAUACAUUCCAAAAGCUGCAUUGAGCGCGGUUAUCAUAUCAGCGGUGAUAUUUAUGAUCGAAUUUGAGGUCAUCAAACCUUUGUGGCGCUGCAGUCGUCGCGAAUUGCUGCCCGGUGCAAUAACAUUCGUUGUGAGCUUAGCCAUUGGUGUCGAGAUCGGUUUGCUGUUGGGCGUUGGCGUGGAUGUGGCAUAUCUGGUGUAUCGCGCUGCCCGUCCAGCACUUAGUGUCUCCAAAUUACGAACCACUAACGGUAUUGAGUAUAUUCUCAUGCGCCCGAUACACAGCUCACUCUACUUUCCAGCAAUCGAGUGGGUACGCACUGGCAUUUCAAAGGCUGUGGCGAUGCAUGGCAUUGCGCCAGUGGUGCUGGAUUGCGCUAAUAUGCAUGAACUCGAUUUCACAGCUGCGCGCGGCAUGGGCGCGGUGAAUAAGGAGUUGGCAAAUAGUUCUGUGCCACUAUUUUUCAUGAAAGCUUCCAAAGAAAUCUGCAUUAUACUAAAAGAAUCUACAAAUUGUGAUUUUGCAACUAUACAAUCGCCGGAUGAUUUAGAAUACAUAUUGGAUAAUACGUUAUCGAUCGAUGAUCAUCGUUUGCAAGUUACCAUUCCACUAAUUUCUGCACAAACUAAACAAAAUGGCGAUUGAUGACCGUGGCGGUCGUUUGUAGUGCUUUAGACAUAAGUUUUUGAAGGUUAUUUAUAAAUGUAUUAGGUUAUUACAAUUUGAAAAACCCAAUUGUGUUUAGAUAUUUUGAGAAUUCUCUAAACGGAAUUUUCUUAAAAUGGUUGGCUAAUGCUGUUAUAAGUAUUUUUACAAGUAUGCAAUCCCUUGCGUUUAUAGAUCAGUACAUACAUAUCUAUGAAUGUAGAUAACUAUUUUAUAUUUUUUGGA